AUGUCUAUCAAGUACACCGGAGUUAUCAAAGGUAAAUGGAUAAACAGUCAAUGGAUGCAGCUAGUCAAAAAUGAGAUAAUGGUCUUAAAGUGGGCUAAGACUUCAGAAGUGUAUGAAGCCCUUAAGAGAAAAGAUCUGGUAGAAGCGAACCUGAGAGGAAGAGCUCUCUUUCCUAUUCUCGAGGCCAGAAAGGCCAACUUCAAUCCCAUUGAAAGAGGUGCUAAAGCAGAAGCAAAAGCUUUGAAGAGAUUGGAUGAGAUCAUGGAGGAUUAUGUUUCAGUGAUUACUCGAUACGUUGAUGGAGCAAGUUGCUCAGGAGCUAGCCCAUUCGGUAGUUCCUCAAACGAAGAUGAACAAAUGUACUUAUCUGAUGAUGUUGCUGCAGAUAAAUAUGAGAAAGUUGUUGCUCAUCUAAUUGAACUUGGAAGUUUUUCUGCAGAAGAAAAUCGUUUGAAAGCUCAACCCUCUAUUGAGAAAGCCAGAGAACCUAUUCAGUCCAACCCAUCUAGAGAAGAAGAAGAAGUUAUUCAAGAGCCUCCUCAAGCUCUUGAAAAUGAUACUGAUCAAGAGCUUGUUCAAGCUCGUAUAUCGAAAGAUAGAGAAGUUGUUGAAGAGCCUGUUCAAACUCUUGUAACUCAAGAAGAAGAAAUGGUAAAAUCCCCUGCUGUCAGAACAGAGGGAUCUCAAGAAAAAGAGGCUGAAGUCAGUCAGCCUGAGGUUGUCAGAUCAGAGGGGGAACCCUCAAAAGAUAAAGAAGCUGAGAGUAGUUCCUCAUCUGAGGGGGAACAAGAUCAAAACGCUCAAAAAUUCAAGCUUCUACCAUUUCCCAAUAUCAAUGUUGCUAAUGUUUAUGAGAAUAUUCUUAAUCCUUAUCACAGUUCAGGGAACUUGCUCGAAAGGAUUAACAGGGCAGAGAAGGAGCUGGAAGAAGAAGAACAAGAUAAAUCUGAUAGUGAAUCAGAGAAGGAUGAACCUGAGCAGUCCAUGCAAGUUCAUACCAACUUCAGCCCAAUUCAGAUCGUUGCAGCAGAUUCGCAAAAGAAUUCAUCGAAUGAAGGAUCUUCGGUUAAUGGUACAAAGCUCAUUAAGUCGAUGUCAACAUUGUUAUCAAUGCUCCAGAAGAAUGUGGCAGCUAUGCAAUCCAACAUGACGAAAAUUAUGAAGGCCCACACGAAAGACAAGAAGAGUCUUGCUGAUCUUGUUAAAACUCAUAAUGAGUUGGAGCUAACAUUGAAGAAAAACAUGUACGAGGAAGUCUCCAAUACAAAUUUUGGAAGGUUUGAAAAGAAACUCUUCAGUCGACAAUCUGAAAUGAUGAGCCUUGAAAGACAGAUCAAUCUUGAUAAUCAAAGAGAGGUUAUGGAGGCAAUGGGAUUGAUUCAAAAUCAUCUGGUUGAAAUUCAAGGCAGUAUGAGAAGAACAGAUGCUGAAAGACUAGAGUAUGUUGACUCCAUCGCAAGGAAAUUUCAAGUUGAAGAGAAUGUUAAAGCUGCUGAGAAAGAGCAAAAUAUCAUCACUCAGGGAGAAGCUGUUAGAGAUAGAAGAGGUGACGGUACUGCAACCAGCACCGGAUCUAAACGAAUGCCAACCAAUGACGAAAACCCAAGGCCAACUAAAAGAGGCGGAGGCAGAAGCGGCGGUGAUCGUGGAGGCCGAAGUACUAGUGAUCGCGGAGGUCGUAGUGCUGGCAGCAAUCGUGGUGGGCGAACUGGUGGAAGUGGUCAUUGUGGACGCGGUCUUCCUCCAUUCCAAAACCUGCUAACUGGUGAAGGGAUGAGUGGUGAAGGAUUCACCUAUCCAAUUGAUUCUUGA
Molecule: messenger RNA, 1812 nt
Organism: Impatiens glandulifera
Lineage: Eukaryota; Viridiplantae; Streptophyta; Magnoliopsida; Ericales; Balsaminaceae
Product: nucleolin 1-like
Exons: 1
Coding region: 1-1812 (603 amino acids)
Source: RefSeq, a predicted model, not a curated record